AUUUAUAAAAAUCUCCCAUUCUCAACUAAGGCCGCUCGCCACCGUCCGCCCGCCUCCGCCCAAUGCCCAUCCUUGUACGGCCUUUCCUUUUGCUCUCACUUCUCCUCAUAUUCUCCUCCUCUUUUUCUCAAUCUCUCCCCUUCUCCAACUACCAUACCAUCGUCUCCCUAUCCCACUCCCUCUCCUUGCGCGUUGCCACUCUCCGUGAGUCCCGUGGCGAUCACGAUGGUGCGGUCCGGGCCAGAUCCAUGGCCCGUAAUCUCGAGCGAGGGCUGGGCCUGGGGUUCUACAGACUCGUUUGGAACAUGGGCUGGGACUACUCAAAGAAUUACGCAUGGAGGAAUUUGGUGUCGUUUGAAACUCUGGGCACCUUGUCGUCCGACACGAACGAGUUGUUGGGUGCUCUAGGCGAAUUGACCCGGGUCAAUUCGGACGCGGAGAGGGUAGCUUGGUUUGGACGAAAUUACAAUAAGCUCCUUAGACUUUCCAAGUCGCUCUUUGGUAGACUACUCGAAGUUUUUCGUCAGCCCGGUCCGUUGAGGGAAGUGGUGGAGACACUGCAGAAAGAAAUUGUGGAGGGUGACUUGGUAAGGGACUGCCUUGAGUUGGGUGGUAAUGACCUCAAUGAUUUGGUCCGUGUGUUCAAGGACGUCCUUUUACAGUAUACUUCUGCUUCUACCAGGAACACUGAUUUGUGAGUAAGAUUGGUAGGAAAUUCAGAAGAGAGUAAUUUAUUCUUGGAUCACAAUGUUCUUAUAGUUUAUAGUCAUGUUACUGGCCAUAUGGAGAAGUUAAAAGUUUGUCUUAACAAAGGUUGAAUGUAGUUGAUGAUCGAUUAAUCAUAUAAUCUUGUAUUAA
Olea europaea var. sylvestris is the source of this 858-nucleotide messenger RNA. RefSeq lists its product as uncharacterized. NCBI's taxonomy places the organism in Eukaryota, Viridiplantae, Streptophyta, Magnoliopsida, Lamiales, Oleaceae. The transcript has 2 exons. The record is from RefSeq and is a predicted model, not a curated record. Bases 63 to 698 code for a protein of 211 amino acids.